UUUCAAAAUCAAUCAAUCUGUCUUCAUUCCGAGAUUAUCGGCUUGCUAAAGCAAUUGUAGAGUUGCAUUCUCUUCCUCCCGUUGUUGUCUGGUGAUGGACUCCUAGUCGUUCCUUGCAACUCCUACUGCAUCCAGUGCAACAAUUAGCACAGCCUCUCACGCAUCUUCUGCUGCUAGUGUUACUGCAAUGGGGAAAAAGCUGGAUAAAUCUCGCCCGACGAAAGCCGAUGGCGAUAGCAGGAGUGCUGACAAGAAGUCUUUUGGGUGGGGAUUGCCUGUUCUUGUGGCCGUGCUGUCAUUGGCGAUAGGCGGCUGGGCAGUAUCGCGACCAGGUGGCAUUGCGUCGCUUCUCAGAGCCAGCUCGAGUGCUGUCAAGCCUGCCGCCUGUUGUCAGCCACUGUUCCUGGCUGGCAAGAACCCGCAACGUGUUGCCAUCGUGGCAACGGUGUGGAAGUCAGAAACUGUCUUGUGGCAGUUCCUCUGCUACCAUUUUUCUAUAGGCAUCGAUCAUGUGUUCCUGGUGGUAGAUUCGGGUGACAAAGAUGAUCCACAAGUGGAAAUAGCGCGUCAGUUCGGCGAAGACCGCGUCACCAUCUGGCUGCAUAACGAGGACCUUGACAAGGAGUAUCAGAAGUUGAACAUGUGGAAGAAGUUCGGACCGUUCAGAAAGACCGAAGUCAUGGCGCGCCAGCUUCUGAACAUGGAGCUAGCACUCCGGCAUUCUAUCCGCAAGAAAAUCGACUGGCUGCUCAGUAUUGACAGCGAUGAGCUGUUCUUUACCAAGGAUAUAAGUAUCAGACGUCACUUUAGUCGUCUGGCACGGGCAAAUGCACACCAAGGCGUGUAUUUGAACUACGAGGGCGUACCGGAGAAGAUGGAGUCCGACUUCUUUGUGGAGACAAGCCUUUUCAAGCGAAACAUGAUAACGUACGACCUGUCCGGUCGCAUGACACAGGAGCAGCACCAGUGGGCGAAUGCACGCCGCCGCGGCGUCUACCAGCAGGGCUACUUCACUGGCAAGGCGGCCGUCCGUGUGCCCUACGACAACAUCACCGAGGACGAGGUUUGCCUGUACCCCAACAUUUGCCCAUGGGAGGUGACCCGUUUCUUCGGUGCUUUCCACGAGGUGCGGCAUAACUUUGACGGCCCGCUAAUUCUGCACUACAUCAACCCGACGUUCCCGUGGACCUAUCAGAAGUAUGCCAAGCUGAAGAAGUUCUCCGACAAGGUCUAUGAUCACAACGAGGACUCUGUGCAGCAUGUUGAUCGCAAGCACUCCGCCGAGGAGUCCACCGCACUGCCGCAUCACAAGUAUGUCCGUGAUGUCAUAUGGAGAGCCGACGGAACGCUCAACUCGGAUCUGUCGGCUGUGAAGCGGGAGUACCGCACAUGGGGAAUGCUGGACGGCAAGCAGGAAACAGAUGCUGCCCUGCAGACGGGUCUUCUUGCAUACUUACCCGAAGCAGGAUUUCUCAUCGAGGAUCUCAUGAAGUGUGAAUCAGAAGGCAGGGCCGUGUUCCACGAUAUGCCCAACUUGGCCGAGUCCAAGAAUCAGGAUCGCCUCAAGCACUUGCAGGCUCGCUUCAAGAAGAAGUGGCGCAAGUUCAAGUCCGAUGUCAAGGGAAAGGUUCGCUUCACUGAGCACCAGUUCGUCAGGCCCACGCAGUGUACGCGGCCCGAGUUCUGCAGCAACAUGAAGAUGUGCGCCAACGUCACUUGCCAUGUCGGAACAGACUGUUGCGCAAUGCUUCGGCAGAGCAAAGGUGCUCUAAAGGUGUACGACAAGCGCGCCAAGGUGUACAUGGGCGUUGUGGACAAGAAGCGGUUCAGCAGAAUGGACGUAUAGCUCUGACGGCGUGUCGCCUAGCUGUCCACUAUGCACGGCAUACUACACACCUCUUCCCUAUCCAGCAUAUCAUACCGACUCACGACAACGCUCUUCUAGGUUAGUGGCACCUAGAUGGCAAUCAACAAGACUUGAGAGUAGCUUCAGUUUUAUUUCACACGUACAAUUUCAUUUUUUUAGACCGCUGACGCAAUGCCGCGAGGCAAGCUAAAAAACCCUGCUGACAUGUAUUGGCUACCUACCUCCAUCUCUGCACUCUGCUUGUGGGUGCUUACUGGGAUGUGGCCAUACGUGUAUAUGAUGCUGUUGAGAUGUUUUAUUAUUAGUUUUCUUCCAGUAGAAAUCCUGCGCCAAGCACGAUUUCUAGCUGUCAGCCGUAUUUUGCUUUAACAACGAUUUCCAGGCCCGUUUUGAAUGGCGCGGUCGUGCCACCCUCUA
Molecule: messenger RNA, 2284 nt
Organism: Sycon ciliatum
Lineage: Eukaryota; Metazoa; Porifera; Calcarea; Leucosolenida; Sycettidae
Exons: 8
Coding region: 188-1846 (552 amino acids)
Biological process (GO): cellulose biosynthetic process; response to abscisic acid
Source: RefSeq, a predicted model, not a curated record